AUGUCCACUUGUUGCAUUGGUGGAGUUUGUAUUCCAUACUCGGCUAUAGUGCCAUUUUUGCUUAUGUGCCUGAAAUGGGGCGUCGGUUACUUGAAGAGCAUUUUUGUUGCGCCAGUCUUGACAAAUAAAAUUGGCAACACGGGAACCAAUCGGUCUUCUCGAACAUGUUGCUCCUCCACUACUCUCUGUGAAGAUGAAUUGAAAUCGAUGGAAACAACUGCAGAGUUUGACAAUGUACUGUCUUCUAGGAAUAAAGUGAUUGUCAAGUUCACGGCUUCGUGGUGCCGACCAUGUCAGCAGAUUCAGCCUCUAUUCAAUCAAUUGUCGGCAAAGUCGCGGUCAACUGAAUUUCUUACAGCCGAUGCCGAUGAUUUAGACGAAAUUGCUGCGCGGUAUAAAAUCGCUAUUCUACCGACCUUUGCGGCAUUUCAUAGCGGCAAACUUGUAGGCAAGUACGUGGGUAGCAACGAGGAAAAGCUCAAAGCAUGGGUUUCUGAAAUGUCGACGUAGGCGAAAAGCCACUACCAUGUACGAACAAAUAGCACCUCAAAUAACAGCCUAUAAAAAGAGUCUAUUU
Molecule: messenger RNA, 577 nt
Organism: Phaeodactylum tricornutum CCAP 1055/1
Lineage: Eukaryota; Bacillariophyta; Bacillariophyceae; Surirellales; Neidiaceae
Exons: 1
Coding region: 1-510 (169 amino acids)
Source: RefSeq, a predicted model, not a curated record